Messenger RNA from Carcharodon carcharias (great white shark), 2031 nucleotides. RefSeq names its product beta-1,4 N-acetylgalactosaminyltransferase 2-like. Gene Ontology annotation, cellular component: Golgi membrane. Gene Ontology annotation, biological process: UDP-N-acetylgalactosamine metabolic process; UDP-N-acetylglucosamine metabolic process. Gene Ontology annotation, molecular function: hexosyltransferase activity. Lineage: Eukaryota; Metazoa; Chordata; Chondrichthyes; Lamniformes; Lamnidae. The coding region runs from base 51 to 1544 and encodes 497 amino acids. The record is from RefSeq and is a predicted model, not a curated record. The transcript has 11 exons.
AACAGCAAAAUUCUGCCCAAAGUGUUUUACAAAAGAAGCAAAGUGCGAGCAUGCACUUCAAACCAUGCCACGCCAUAUUAGCAGUGAUGCUUGUGGUCAUAAUCUUCUUUUACAUGAAAAUUACACCAACGAAUUUACUUCCAGUCAUGAAAAGUGACAAGCAUACUUUUAACCUGCACUUGAACCUCACACCACCGGGAAAACUAACUUUUCUGUCUCCAUAUGGAGGAAGCUGGAUAAAUGGCAAAAAUGAUUGCAGCUGCAACAUUGGGAGACAAUUUCAUUUAAAAGCAUUUUAUGAUCAGAAAGAUAUUUUCUCAGUUGAAGAAAGGAGAAAACUACAGUAUGAACAACAUAGAAAGAGGAAUGAAUCACCCUUGAAGAAUGUAAUCAUGGCCCGACCCAAUUCCCCACUAAGCUAUCCUAUCCAUGGAGUUGAAGUAAUGCCGCUACAGUCAAUUGUCAUUCCAGGUUUAGGUGUAUUUGCAUCCGAAAGACAGAACUAUGUGGUGAAACUAAAAGCUACACAAGGAGUAUUCAACACAAUUGCUGAUGUCCCUGAGGGUGUGUUAAAUGGAUUAGGUGACAAAGAAUUAACAGUAACAAGCUCAAGUUUGGAAUUCAUCAAUGCUGUACUUAAAUAUAUUACUUACACAAGCAAAAAAUAUCACAUCAAUACAGCUGAUGUAGUGUCUUUUCAGUUUGAAGAGCAUGCUGCUGAAUUUCCGAUUAUUAUCAGACAGCCCCCAAUGCCAUGGUUGUUUGAUCCUGGACAAGACAGUAACAUCAAUUCCUUGGUAACCAUUACAACAAAGACGUUCUUAAGAUAUCAUAAGCUUCGAAUCUUGAUAGAUAGUAUUCGAAGAUUUUACCCAAUCAUGACAAUAAUCAUUGCAGAUGACAGUGAAAUUCCUGAAAAAAUUGAAGGACCCCACAUCGAACAAUACAUGAUGCCAUUCGCAAAAGGGUGGUUUGCUGGAAGAAACUUGGCUGCUUCUCAGGUCACAACUAAAUACCUUCUUUGGGUGGAUGAAGAUUUUUUAUUCACAAAAGAUACAAAAUUAGAAAAACUGGUGGAAGUAUUGGAAAACACAAGCUUGGAUGUGGUUGGUGCCUCAGUGAACGGUAAUAAAUUCCAGUUCAAGCUCUGGUAUGAAAAAGGAAAUGACGAUGAUGGAGACUGCUUGUUUUCCAAGCCUGGUGGCUUUCAUGCACUGGAUGGGUUUCCAAACUGUGUGAUAACCAGUGGUGUAGUGAACUUCUUUCUGGCCAGGACAGCGAAGAUACUGAGUGUUGGAUUUGAUCCUCGAUUGGCAAGGGUAGCUCACUCAGAGUUUUUCAUUGAUGGUCUUGGCAGAUUGCUUGUGGGAUCGUGCAAUGAUGUCACCAUUAGCCAUCAGACAAGGACAAGUGCAACAGAAGACUCAGUGAAAGCAGUUGAACAAAAAUAUGCAAAAUUUAGACAGCCUGCUAAGCAUGACUCAGAUUACAAACUUGCUCUACAUUAUUUCAAAAACCAUUUAAAAUGUUAUACCAAGAUUUAAUGGCUCUGGUUGAACACAGCCCCAGAUUUCCCAUAUGCACUGACGACACCAAGCUCAAAUUCAUCACUGCCUCUCUCAACCCCUCCAUUGCCUCUAUGUUAUCAAAUUGCUUCUUUGACACCCACUCCUGGAUGAACUGAAAUUUCCUGCAAUUAAACUCUUUUUCAAUUCUUUCAUGGAAUGUGAGCUUCCCUGGUAAGGUCAGCAUUUGUUGCCCAUCUCUAAUUGCCCUUGAGAAGAUGGUGAUGAGCUGCCUUCUUGAACUACUGCAUUCCACCUUGUAAACUUUGGGAAGAUUGAAGCUACUUCUUUGACUUCUGCCACAAACAUCUUCCUCUAGCUACAAAUUCCCUCCCCUUCCUAGUCAUUGUCUCAACCAAACUGCUCGUAAACUUGGCAUCCUAUUUGACCAUAAGCUGAGCUCCUGACCACAUAAAUGAUAAAGUAAAAUACUACGGAUGCUGGAAGUCUGAAAUAUAAACAGAAA